Molecule: messenger RNA, 1801 nt
Organism: Anoplopoma fimbria (sablefish)
Lineage: Eukaryota; Metazoa; Chordata; Actinopteri; Perciformes; Anoplopomatidae
Exons: 5
Coding region: 24-689 (221 amino acids)
Source: RefSeq, a predicted model, not a curated record
UGAGAGCCUUUGUGUUGAGCCUGAUGACUUCAGGAGGAUUUCUCAAUGGGACAUUAAUGGUUUACACAGAAGAAAUGUCCACAACUGCAAGUCCAACCAUCCCCUCCUCACAGCUGACAUCGGACCAGCUCACAGUGGUCGCUGCAUCCUUUUCUUCUCUGGUGUUCUUUGUGAUAAUCGUGGCGCUGCUGUCCAUUAUUUACCGAAAGGAUCUUCAGUGCUGCAAACUCCGCUCCUAUCAGGGGCCACAUGCAGAUAUGGAUGCUCCUCCUCAGUACUACAGCAGCAGACAGACGCUGGUGGGAUCUGCCUGUCUGGAGCCGAAUCAGAUCCUGGACGACAACAACACUCAGGCCGGUCAGCUGUUCUUCGUCGGCGUGCCCUCCAGCUACAGCCUCCCCACACUGGAGGCCCCCCUGCCGAGGCUCCCCUCCUAUGAGAGCGUCCGAAAGAAGGACCGCCAGAGGCAGAUCCACAUGAUGAUAGCGGACCGCUUCGGCCUCAAUGGACCCAUUGUGACUGAGCCUCCUCCUACAUAUGAAGAGAGCAUCCGCUACUCGAUGGAUCUGCCGUACAACUUCCUCUCAUCCAGUCUGGACGUCUCCGCUCCUCAGAGCAUCUACACCAGCACAGUAUCUCCACCUCCACCUGUCAACUCUGACACCAACAGCAACGUUCUACCUGUGUGACUGAUCACUGAGCAAGCUUCUCAAUGAUGAAUGUGAAAGACAUGUGGAUCACGACUGGAUCCUUCACACGAGCUGAUUCAGAUACCUCAAGACUUUAAGAGAAGAGUUUAUGAUGAGAGACUGAUGAUGAAGGAGCAACCAAAGAGGAGCUUCGGCACAUUUGAAUGUUAAAAACACUCUGAGACAGUUACUGAUCUCGACCACGCUGAUGAAGUUCAACAGAGGAUCUCUGGAUAUUAAUAUUUACUGAGGUGGCUGGUACCACCUUGAAGAAGAAAGUCAUGGACUACAUCUUACCAAAAAGGGGAACCACUAUUUACCUUGUUGAUUAUACUGUGAGUGAACACCUGUCUUCUCUUUUAUUGUGCUGUUCCUGAGCCAGAGGCCUCAUUGUCAGGUUUGUAAUGUCAUCAGACACCUGUUUGUUUCCGUACCUGUCGAGGUCGAGCCAAACCGCCACGCAGCACGAGCUUCAGCCUACGAGAAGUAAAAAAAGGUGCUAAGAAGAGUGCCUUCAUGAAGUUAUAAUAAGACAUGUUGUUUUUUUUACCACCUUUACCUUUUUUUUACCAUGCUUAUUUUUUUUAUUUUAAGGCAGAUGGGACUCUUGAUGAUUUCUCUUAUAUUUAUAUCUAUAGAAACAUUGUUCUGUUCUCCAAAAGGCCUCAAGGAGCAGAGUGAACAGGAGCGAUUCUGGAAUUUCGUUCCGACUUCUUCAAUCCCGAAACCAACACUUUGGCUUUGGUCGUCAUUGGAUACCGAGUGCUGAUCUGAUGGAAGUGACUGGGAUCGAUCAUUCAUGUGUGAGGCAACAUCAGGUUUAAGUUAAACAUUGCUUUACUAACUUUGUGAAACAAAAUGAAACAAACAAAUACUUGGAUAUAAAUGUGCUGAAUUGUUAUUUAUUAAAAUAAUGCUAUCCACUACAAGAUUGUCCCAUUGUUGCCGGAACCAAGCUUUUUGAUUCAGUAUCGUACUGAUAUCAUUAUAAGUAUGUCUCUAGAGUUUUGUUUAUCACAUAAUGUUAUUUUUUGCAUCCUUCCAUGCACACGCGCUCCAAAUGCUUGUCCUGCACAUUGUCAUGUACUGUAUUUAUUGAAGAAAAAACAGUG